Vespula pensylvanica (western yellowjacket) is the source of this 3414-nucleotide messenger RNA. RefSeq lists its product as uncharacterized. The transcript has 2 exons. The coding region runs from base 1 to 3414 and encodes 1137 amino acids. Lineage: Eukaryota; Metazoa; Arthropoda; Insecta; Hymenoptera; Vespidae. The record is from RefSeq and is a predicted model, not a curated record.
AUGACUACUGAAAACGGCAAUAGCUUCGAGAUGAAAAUAAGUAAUUUAAGAACGGCGUUAGCCGAAGCGGAGAGCGAUAUAACGCGAGGAACUGCGUGCAAAUUGCGAGACAAUAUCGUUAAGAUGAGAGAGAAAUUCGCCAAUGAGAGAAAGCGCCUUAAUAAUGAGAUUCAACGAUUGAAGAGACGAGUUCGAGAAGCCGAAGAAAAACGAUGGAAUGGCAAUGAGCAUAUCGAGACUAUCGGGCAAUUGAAAUCGAAAUUACGAGAAUUUGCAAGUGGCGAUCGCACAAUGGAGAUCAUUUUUAAGAACAUCAUAGGUAGAGUUGCUGUAACGGUGCCAAAUCUCUCAGAGGAAUUAGUGAACGCUAGCGAGGAUCUCUACAAAUCGAAUUGCGAGAACGGACAAUUGCGUUACGAGAUCGAUAAAAUCAAAGCGAUGUUACGUAUCAAAACUGGCGACCCAGAAAAUUAUCGUAAAAGGAUCAUUGAAUUCAAAAAUAUCUUGCAACGAUUGAAAAUGAACGUGGAUUCUCUUAAGAAAAAUCUCGAGGAUAGUUCUUGGAACAACAGUUUCGAUUUUUGGAAGUACGUCAAAGUUAUCGAGAAGAUCGAUAAGACGAUGAACGAAUUGAGGGACAAACUGAGAAACGAUCGACAUGCUCUUGUAACUACUGGCAAUCCUGAUUGCUUUCGUUACGUCACGAAGAUCGUCCAAGUUAGAUUGGUGCUAAGACGGUUGCAUGAGGAACUAGAGAAUUCUUUAACUCUGUCAGAAAAAUGUAAAGACGAGAAGAAGAAGAAACUGAAGAAAGAUUACGUUAAAAGUGUAGAAAUAUUAGAAAAAAUUAUCGAACAAACGAACAUUGAGCUUGCUUACUUGAAGAUCGAGCCCAUGGCUAACUGUAAACUCGGUGGUACCAAUUGUCUCGAGUACUUGAAGAAAGUAACAGCAUUGGAAGAGACACUGAAGAGAUGCAAAGGAAAGAUCAGCGAACUUGAUACAAAUCCAAAUGAAGAUAACGCACGAACGUCUCGGCCGAAAACGCUCGAAGAAUUGAGAAAACUCAUCGACGAAUUGUAUUCGCAAUCGAAGGAUCUAGAAGGUACCGUUUAUUCUGGCAACGAUCCGAAAUUGUUGGAAAGAAUCGAAGAAUUGGAAGAAUUGUUGGUCAAGUCGAAAGUCGAGUUAUCGAAUAAAGAGGGAAUCAUGAGUGCGUUAAAGGAAAAACUCGAAUGGGGUAAAAAGGAAUUGGAGAAAACGAAAGAGAAAAGUAUGAAUCUUAGCAAGCAGAUCGACGAAUUCGAAAAGAACUCGAAAAAUCGGCUGGAAGAGAUGCGACGAAUGAAAGCCGAGUUAAAUAAUUCGACAACACAAUUACAGAAUCUACGGAACGAUAAGAAGAAUUUAUUCACGGAAACCGAGAAAAUGAAUAAACUGUUGAAGGAAAGGAACGAGGAAUUGUCUACAAUUCGUGCUUCAAAGUUAAAACUUGAGAGAGAUCUGGAAGCAACAUCGAAACAAUUGAACGAAGAAUUGAAAAAGUCAAUGCAAACGUCGAAGGAAGAAAAUUUGCGUGAACAAUUAGAACAUAAAUUGAAUGAAGCGAACAACACGAUAAAUGAUCUGAAAAAGGAGCUCGAUUUGAUGAAUUCUGAAAGUAAAAAGAUCGAGCUCGAGGUCGUACGUUUAACUUCGGAAAACGAGAUGCUGAGACAACGAUCGAGUAUGAUGGAAGAGACUCGUGAAGAAUACAAAUUACUGUUAUCUAAACAUGCAACUUUAGAAAGUAAAGUUGAUCGUUACGAUAAAGAAAAGAACAAACUGAAGGAUGAAAUCUUGGAACUGGGAGCCGAACGAAAGUCAGUUAAAUCGAUGAUCGACGAAUUGAAUAAGAAAAAUAAUUCGCUUUUGGAACAAGUGGCAACAUUCCAAAUAAUUCAGUCAUCGUUAGACGAGGAAGCGGACAAUUGGAAAAAACGCUCGAACGAGAUUGCAAAUGUCCUUGAGCGGACCAACGAGAAGCUCAGAGAUCUUCGAACAGAAAAUUUGACGCUCAGCAACGAUCUAAGUGGUUUGACCAUGAAAAAUAACGAAACGGAGGCUCUACUACGCAUGAUCUCGACGGAAAAGAAUCACUUGAUGACGCGUACGAAGGAACUCAACGAAGAAAACUUCUCGUUAAAGGAUCACCUGAAUAAAAGGAGAACCGAAUGUGAAUAUCUUUCCAUGGAAUUGAAUAAGUCUAGAAUCGAAUCUGACGAAGCGAAAUCUAACAUUUUCGAGCUGAGGAGAACAGUCGAAGAAUUGCAAGAGAAAUACAACGAAAUGAGGAACGAGUACAGAAUACUUGAUAAUCAUGCGAAAAGUCUGCAAGUUAGCAACGAAGCUUUGCGUUCGGAGAACGAAAUGGUGAAAGCUCGUUCGAACGAGUCCCUCGAACAACUGCAAAACUUGGAAUUCAAGGAUGAAGAUAAUACUAGGUUGUACGAAAACGAGGAGACAAAUGACAAAAAAAUGAUGGAACAUAAAAGAUCGAUUGAUAAAAUCAAGGGUAAGAGCAAGCCGAAGAAGAAGAUUGAAACGAAAAAAUUGAGACUAGCGAACGAAAGUUUAAAGUGCGAAGUGGCUAAUUUAAAAACUGAAAACACGAAGAUCAAAAUCGAAUUAGCUCAAAUUAAAAACGGUUCUCGUAAAGACAAACGACCCAGCCAUUUAGAAAUAACGGAAUUUCGAAGAGUUUGUAUGAAAAGUCAGGAGAGCGAAACUCAAGUCGAGCCAAAUUCUCAACAACUCGUAUCGCCAAACGAGAUGAAUCACGAGACUUUAACUCCUGGUUUGGAUUUAAAAGAAAAGUUUGAUACAUUGACUAACAUUCUCUCGAGAAUGAAGAUCGUGAACGGUGCUUUGAAAGCUGAAAUUGAUAUUUUGCGAGAUAGCAUGCACGCUGCGAUCACUGAUAAAGACAAAACCGUCAAUGACCUUCGCCGUGCUCUCGAUGAAUUGAAAGCUCUUAAAAUCGAACUGAUAAAGCUCAGAGACGAGAAGCAAACUCUCGGAAUACGAUUGGAUGACGCUAGAGAAGAAGUGAAUAGCCUAAAGAUCGAAAAAAUCGCUUUGAAAGACGAACUCGCGGUCCUCAGAAAGACAAACUCUGAUCUUAGAACGAAAAUUGGCGAUUUACAGAAUUCCUACGAGAAACUGAAAACGCUCGACGCGAGAUUGGAAAACAAAUUGAUGGGUACGUUGAAAAAUGUCAAUAAGUAUACCGUCUCGGUUGAGAACUCACACGAAUUUGAAAACGAACUCAAUGGUAUCCUGAAGGAUUAUACGUUGAUGAAGGAAUCUUUGGGUAUCGUCAAUUUUAAAUUCGAUGGUUGUAAAUUUGCUCAAGGAGAAAAUAACGAUAUUUAA